AUGUCGCCCCCACCUCUCCAAGUCAAUCCCUCUUCCAAGUUGCCCUCCCCCGGCUUCAACGCUGGCGCGCGACCCUACCGCUCUCACAAGGUCCGCGCCUGUGAUCUCUGUCGCAAGCGCAAGUCCCGAUGCACCGUCGAUAUCCCCGGACAAUCGUGUCUCCUGUGUCGCGUGCAGGGUGCUGACUGCCACUACCAAGAAGAGGCCUCUGCGGAUGCGCCAUUGUUGGGCACCUCGGAAUCAAAGCCGCCAUGGCCCGGAGCCCAGCCGGUUGAGCCCGUAUCCGUUCACAAGCGCAAGCGAAGUCCCGGUAGCUCGCCAAUUCCAGUCCAUCAUAUCCCGACACGCCAUUCGACCAACGGACCUAGCCCUCAGGAAAGCAGUGCGUCUUCUGGACGUCGCGAAAGUGAUUCCACGCGACGUAAAGGAUAUCAGGAUGGCGAUCGUCACAACGAAUCAGUUCUCAUUGUCGGACCAAUGAUCGCAGAGGAUGCGCAGGUCAUUGAGAAACACAUGCCACCCGAACGAUCGAGCCUUUCUGAAGAACCCAAGAGACAUCCAUACAAUAUCUAUUCCAGCGAUCCCAGGAAGCCUGUGCUCUACACCACUAUUUCGCGGCGGAGAAAAGGUAUGCGCAUGGGGGUACCGCCUGGUGAGAACCAAAAAGAGAUUCUAGAACAAAUACUGGGUCCUUUCAAACACGACCUUGUGAGACUAUUCAUCGACCGAUUCAACACCGCAUUCCCUAUCUUUGACGGUGAAUCCUUUUGGGAGUCCUAUAUCACCGAUUCUUCGGAAGACCCCCCGGCUUCACUCUUAUGUCAGGUUUAUUCCAUGUCCCUUGUUUACUGGAAGCAUACCCCUAAGCUGGCAUGCCACCCGAAGCCAGACGUACGAUAUGCCGUCAAUAUGACCGUCGCGGCCUUGCACGAAGAGUUCUCAGCGCCCGGACUGUCCACAAUUAGUGCCGCACUGAUUGAUUUGACGGGCCGACCAAUCUUCUCUAUGACCGGGAAUGCUAUUAGUUGUGGUCGUAUGCUUUCCCUGGCCAAUUGCCUUGGCUUGAAUCGUGAUCCGUGCUUGUGGAAGCUUUCUGAGCAGGAAAAGAACCAACGGAUCCGACUCUGGUGGGGAGUAGUUAUUCAUGAUCGUUGGGGUAGCUUUGGUCAUGGUGUGCCUCCACAGAUCUCCAAGACCCAAUAUGACGUUCCUCUCCCCACUGUUGACAGUUUGGUGCCCUCGAGCAUGCGCACAACAGAGCGUGUGAGAGCGGCCCAUUGCCACAUAUUCUUGUGUAAGUUGACCGAGAUAUUAGGUGAGCUUUUGCCCCUUGUCUACGGGCUUCAAGCAAAGAUGGCGCGGGAAAUCUCCAAGAAAAUCAGACAAAUCCGAACGGAGUUGGAUCUAUGGGAAGAUUCUCUUCCUGACUGGCUGAGAGCGCCAGAGCAUCACAACCGUGGGGAACAGGUGGCUGCAUCAAGCAGUCUGCAGCUAGCAUUUUUGGCAGUCAAGAUGCUCGUGAGCCGCGUGGAGUUGAAUGAGGUCAACAAUGCCGAAACAGAUAAUCCCGAAGCUCGCCGCUACUUCCAAACCGAGUGCCGACGAUCAGCAGAAGAGAUCGUACGAUUCAUCACAUCCCUCCGAAAAGAGAACUUCAAGGAGUUUUGGCUGCCAUAUAGCGCCUUUCACUUAACAUCCACCGCCACCCUCCUCGUCCGAUGUGCUCUCGAGACCAAUGACACUGAAGUUGCUCGUUCCUGUCUCGCUAACGUGGAGACCCUACGCACGGUUCUCCGUCGGGUCAGAGAAGAAGAAGACUGGGAUGUGGCUGACAUGUGCCUUGACCACUGCGAGCGAAUUAUGAACCGACUUCCUGGCACUAGCUCCACGAUGGACCAAACGGUAACCAACUCCAUGGCUGAAAACGGACUGGUAAACCCAGCUGCGAUUUCACUGCCGGAGACACAAACAAAUAACGAUAUCGUCGACGAUAUGAUGUCUAUCUCCAAUACGUUCGGCACUAUGGACGGUUUCCCAUUCGAUAUGACCGGUAUCUGGGACGUUUCCGUUUUUCAGGACGUUAACCUGCCAUAG
Messenger RNA from Penicillium verhagenii, 2094 nucleotides. Its product is annotated as putative C6 transcription factor. Lineage: Eukaryota; Fungi; Ascomycota; Eurotiomycetes; Eurotiales; Aspergillaceae. The record is from RefSeq and is a predicted model, not a curated record. Bases 1 to 2094 code for a protein of 697 amino acids. The transcript is spliced from 4 exons. Gene Ontology annotation, molecular function: zinc ion binding; DNA-binding transcription factor activity, RNA polymerase II-specific; DNA binding. Gene Ontology annotation, biological process: DNA-templated transcription. Gene Ontology annotation, cellular component: nucleus.